AUGACAUCCAGCAACAAACAACUACCUCCCACGAGACAGCAUGGACUGAAGCCUGAAGACAAGUCCCUCAAUUACGACCCUCUCAAUUUAGUCAAAAUUCACGCCAAUCCAUUAGCAAUGGAAGCUCAAAAACUCUUGGAAGUCACAACGAAACAAAAACAGGCUAAGAAGGAGGACUACAGCAAAUAUGAUGAAUCUGCCUGGGAAAGUAACUUAGAUCAGUGGAAAAGUAAAAGAAAAUCAACUGUUAGGUCUAAUUCUGAAUUUUCAGAAGAAUCGCCUGAAUUUGGAGUCGUUCUAUCGAAAUCGCCAAAUUUGAUUGACGAAAAAUCAUUUGUGACACAAGUUAAAAUCGGAAGUGGCAAUGAUGAAAUACGUCACCAACAAACACAACAACUGCCUGAAAACGAGUUUAUCAGUACAAAGUACUCGAAUGAAGAGCCUAAAAACAGCAGCACUACAAAGCUCAAAGAAACUUUUAAACCAAAAUAUUACGAAGAUGAAUUUGAGGCCCAAAGCAAUACAAAAAAGAUAUCUACAGCAAACACAUUUUCUAUUAAUACGUUUGAUUGUAACAAUAAAUCAGAUGCUGAAAGUAAACGGAUCACUGAGAAACCGGAUGAGAAAAUUUCCAAAACAACUUCCGCAGCAAGAAGACCGUUUUCAAAUUAUGACCACUUCUCAAAAAUAAAAAGAGAGCCUGACUUGAUGACAAAAUCUGAGAUUUUUGAUGUAAAAGAAAAAGUUACUUCAUCUCCAGAAAAAGCCAGCAUUUCCAAAUUUCGCAACAUCAAAUCUUUCUUUGAAAAUGCCUCCAGUACACAAGUCCAGCCACAAGUAAUUCCAAGAAGAAAGAUAACUGAGAAUCAGAAUGUGGAAAUGUUGAGAAAAAAAUCCGAUUCGAGUAACUACUCAAAAAAUAGGAUGAGUUUGGGUCCAGGAGUUUUGGAGAGCAUGUCGUAUAAAGAAAAAAAAAUUGCGAUCGCCAAUGAUAAAGAAUAUUUGAUAGAAGAGCAUGUUAUGGAAGCUCCUAAAGAAAAGAAGGAGUACCAGUUUACACAAGACGUUAGUUCUAAGUAUAAAUCACAUUCAUCAAUAACAGAAAAAUCAGAUGAAAAACAGAAAAAAAAUGAUGAUAACGAUGAAACAAAAUCGAUAUUAAGAAAAAAAUCAGCUAACGUAGAAGUUUUUGAUUUGACUAAAGGGGAUAAAGAUAAAGGUAUUGAACGAAUAUCCAUGGACAUUUUUGAAAAUAUGAUUAUAUCUCCCGACAAAAAAGAUGAUAAACCACUUUUAAGAUCUUCGAAACUAGUUGAAUUAAGUGAAAAAUAUGAAGACUUUUCGGAACCAAAUUUAACCGCUGAUGUUCUAAUUUCCAAAGCCAAAUCUGUCAAAAAUUCAUCCGCAAAUAUUGAACAUGAAUCAGAUGAACCAGUUAAUAAAUCCUUGAACACCAGACUAGCCGAAAUUAAUAUAAUUGAAAAACCAAAUUCCAAAAGCAAUUUAUCUGGUGUUCAGUGGACUGCAAAUGUUAAAUCUCGUGAUACAUCAGGUACUCACUCAUUGAAUUUUUCAUCAGACACUAACAAAUCUGCUGACGUUUUUGUUGUUAAUGAUGGCAUCGAUUUGUCAAAAGAACUUACAUCAAAUUCAAAAAUAAAAGAAGACUUUAUACUGCCAUCUAAAAGUAUUAAAAAUAACUCAACUAGAGAAAAUUUUAAUGAAAUACAAAAAACAAAUUUUUCAGAGAAUACAAAAAAACUUUCAGAAGCUAGAAAACAAUUUUUCUCAAACAACAAUGAAGAUGAAUCAAUGGAAGUUGUUCAUACAAAAGAUAUAAACAAAAAUUUCCAAGGAUCUUUAGAUAAUUCUUUAAAAAAUUUUAACAUUGAUAAAACAAGAGCAAAUGAAAAUGUGAAAAUUGAUGCUAAAAAUUUAGAUAUUAAAAUGAAGAAAGAAUAUUAUGACGGAGAAGAAAAAUUAACAUCUUUGCCUAUCAAUGAAGAUAAUGUUCAAUAUUUAUCUCAUUUAAAAUCUAACGAAAGUUUCGAAAAAGAUCUUUCAUUGGGAAAUUUUUCGCGACAAGAAAAUCAGUUUGAAAGAGCUGCACCUCAAAAUGAUCCAAAAACUUACGUCAAUGAAGUUUUCCAAAUGUUGAAUUCUAUGAUGCCAGAUGAAUUGAAAGGUUUCGACACACCAAUUUCAAAAAGCAACGACACCAUUAGUGAAUUUAAAGGAAGUAAAAAAGAUGAAGAUGUAAAAUGUACCUUCAAUAAGCCAGAUGAAUUGAAAUCAAAAAUUUCAAUUAAUUGUGAAGAAACAAACAAACCCGUCGUAACUGUUUAUGAGAAAAAUAAAGACUUGAAAUCAAAUUCACAGACGAUUAACAAUACAAACGAAAAUAUUGCUCAAGAAGAUGCUUCAGACGAGGCAGCUGAUGAUGUUAUGCCAAGAAAAAGUUUUAAAGACAAACAAAAUCUCAUUGGUAGUUUGAAGCUGAAUGAAAGGCCAAGCAAGCCAACGCCUGCAAAAACGACUCCACCGCAGGUUCUUCCAAAACCAGCAGCAAGAACAUCACUGCAAGAAAAUAAUCAGAAAAAAAUUGAAAAGAUCGGCAUAAAUAUUGCAACUUUGCCAAAAGUUCUUCCAACUCCUGAUGGUACACCUUUGAGACCCAGGACGAAAUCUCUUGAGAAUCAACUGGAAGAGGAAGGGAUUGAUUGGGACAAAAAUUCAAAAGUACAAAAACUGGAUGUCUCUGCAAGUAGGUCAAAAUCGGAAUUGUCUAAACACAUUAGAAGAAGACCACCAUCUAUAUUUUCAAUCAAGGAAGGCCUGUCAUUCUGCGAAAUUGAUUUUGGCACGCCGACAAACGUGAAUGAUGCAAAGUGGAGCAGGGGCGACUUUGACCAAAAGAUGUGUUCUGGCCUUAAUCAGGACAAGAAAGAAAAUUCAUUGGAGCUCAACGUUGAUAAAAAUAACAACGAGAUGGCUGAUGUUGAAAUGACUGAAGGUGAUGAGAUGGAGGUUGAAGAAUCUCCUCCGCAACUUCCAUCCCGCCCUCCUCCUCCAUCAUCCGAAGAUGACGCGAAAAUUCAGUUCUCCGUCGACAUCAACAAAUCACUCGUCACAGGCAACCAAGCUCAUCCAAUUUUAAAAGAUAAUGAAAGCGAUGAGGAAAAUGAUGAUUGUCUUGAAAGUUCGGUGUAAAUGUGUGACUAUCGAAACGAGUUAAAUUUCUAUGUACAGUUCCUUUAAAUUAAUGAGCGUUUCUUAGUGGAGGUCUUCUGUGAUACAUUUGAUUGUAAUAAUCAAUGUUGCGAUUCAUAUUUAAUACGUUCAAGCUUAACAGUUGUAAUUUUAUCUUAUAGUUGUAUCUGUUAGCAUGAUGACAAACAAUAUAUUAAAGAGUGAACAACCUCUGAAAGCAAUAAUAGCAUAGUUAUAAUAAUCCUUCUACAAGAUGUAUUCUUACUAAUUGAAUGAACAAGUGGCUUACAUUCAUUAAUUUUAUCACAAUUUUUCAUCCGCUUAUUUUUCAGUUAACGGUGAUUUAUUUUUUACAUUUUGCAUCAUGUUAUGAGCUGUUGAUUUAAUAACAAAACAAUAUUUUCUUUAUACAAAUAAAAUUAUCAAAUACGAUGUUAAUAUAAGAGUUGCUGAUUGGCUGAUCAGUAAUAAAAAUUUUAAUAAAUAAAAGUUUGAUAAAAA
Molecule: messenger RNA, 3711 nt
Organism: Helobdella robusta
Lineage: Eukaryota; Metazoa; Annelida; Clitellata; Rhynchobdellida; Glossiphoniidae
Exons: 6
Coding region: 1-3210 (1069 amino acids)
Source: RefSeq, a predicted model, not a curated record